AUGGCCGAGAAGUCCAGGUUCAUAGAUGACAUCAAGGAGGCGCUGGAGAAGUCCAAGGAAACGGGCCUGGCUCAACUGUUCCUCACCUAUCAGGGCGUACCUUACCCCGUCACCCUUUGCAGCCUGGAGACAUUCCAAGCCCUGGACACCUUCGAGGCCAGGGACGAUGACAUUAUACUCGCCUCAUAUCCCAAGUGCGGUUCAAACUGGAUUCUCCACAUUGUUAGUGAAUUAGUAUAUGCUGAUUCGAAGAAAAAGUACGAACACCCAGAAUUCCCAGUUCUUGAAUGUGGAGACCCAGAAAAAUAUGAGAGAAUGAAACAAUUCCCGUCACCGAGGAUUCUGGCCACUCACCUCCACUAUGACAAAUUACCUGGGUCCAUCCUCAGGAAGAAAACCAAGAUACUGGUGAUGUUCCGAAAUCCCAAGGACACUGCAGUCUCCUUCUUCCAUUUCCACAAUGAUGUCCCAGACAUUCCCAGCUACGGCUCGUGGGAUGAAUUCUUCGUGCAGUUCAUGAAAGGAGAAGUUUCUUGGGGAAGCUUUUUUGAUUUUGCAGUGAGCUGGAACACAUGUCUAGAGGAGACGAACAUUAAGUUCAUGUUAUAUGAAGACCUGAAGGAGGACCUGGCAGCUGGGAUCCAGCAGGUGGCCGACUUCUUGGGUUUCUCUCUGAGCACGGAGCAGAGGGGAGUUAUCUCAGCCCAGAGCACCUUCCAGGCCAUGCGGGCUCGGUCCCAGGAGACCCACGGAGCCGUGGGCCCGUACCUGUUCCGCAAGGGGGAAGUCGGUGAUUGGAGACGGGUGUUCAAUGAAGCUCAGAGCCAAGAAAUGGAUGAAAAGUUCCAGGCGUGUUUGGCCGGCACUGUCCUGGGUUUGAGACUGAAGUACAACACAUACUGCCGGGGCUGA
Suncus etruscus (white-toothed pygmy shrew) is the source of this 912-nucleotide messenger RNA. RefSeq names its product sulfotransferase family 6B member 1 (gene SULT6B1). The transcript is spliced from 7 exons. NCBI's taxonomy places the organism in Eukaryota, Metazoa, Chordata, Mammalia, Eulipotyphla, Soricidae. Bases 1 to 912 code for a protein of 303 amino acids. Gene Ontology annotation, biological process: sulfation. Gene Ontology annotation, molecular function: sulfotransferase activity. The record is from RefSeq and is a predicted model, not a curated record. Gene Ontology annotation, cellular component: cytoplasm.